AUGAGCCUCAGCUCGGCCACACCGCCCACGCCAACAGCCCUUGCACCGCCCGGUGAACGGCUCUCCAUCCACUAUGCCCACGACUGGGACACGUCGGCCGAGACGGACAAGCUGUUCCAGGAUGAUGCCGUCUGGAUCAUCACCUCAUCCUUCAUCAUCUUCACCAUGCACUCUGGCUUCGGCCUGCUCGAGUCUGGCAGUGUCUCGGCCAAGGACGAGGUCAACAUCAUGGUCAAGUGGUGUUCGGCGGUGUCUCGUACUAGACCAUCGGCUUUGGCUUGUCUUUGGCGACUACGAGCGUUCCGGAACUCGAUUGUUGGAUUUGGGAAAUUUUUCUACGAUCCGUCAAGGGCUGAAACGUCGGUGAAUGUGGAGGGCUGGGCGUAUGCGUCGUUUCUUUUCCGGCAGCUUUCAUUAGACAACGACGGCUUCCUACGA
Messenger RNA from Mesorhabditis spiculigera, 438 nucleotides. Lineage: Eukaryota; Metazoa; Nematoda; Chromadorea; Rhabditida; Rhabditidae. The record is from the annotation of a GenBank genome assembly.